This is a messenger RNA of Calliphora vicina (urban bluebottle blowfly), 1976 nucleotides long. Its product is annotated as juvenile hormone esterase-like. The transcript has 6 exons. Lineage: Eukaryota; Metazoa; Arthropoda; Insecta; Diptera; Calliphoridae. Gene Ontology annotation, molecular function: serine hydrolase activity. The coding region runs from base 132 to 1871 and encodes 579 amino acids. The record is from RefSeq and is a predicted model, not a curated record.
UAUAAAGUGUCGUUAAUAAAAAGUAAAGUUAAUUAAAAGUGUCUUAAAUUGAUUAGAAAUAAAAAAAAUUGGAUCAAAAAGGACAAUUUAUAAUAGCUGAACCCUUUUUUUUAAAAGGGAAAUAAUACGUAAUGAUCUACGUAAAAUUAUUGUCAUGUUGCUUAAUGUUAAGUGUGAUCCUUGAUUUGGCAUUAAAAUGCCUAUGUUAUGCUGAUGAUGAUCCAAAAGUUUGUACACAUGAUGCUGGGUGUUAUAUUGGCACACGUAUGGACGGAUAUCAAUCUGGUGAAUUUGAUGCAUUUAUGGGAAUUCCAUAUUCAUUUCCACCUGCACGAUUCGAAGCACCAAGUCGUUAUAAAAGUAAUAAAACGCAUAUAGUCAAGAAAUUACAAUUUGAUUGUAUGCAAAAAAACUAUUUAUUACCCAAUAGACCGAUAAGUGGCUCAGAGGAUUGUUUGUUUUUAAAUGUUUAUAGACCACUGAAUAUUGUAGAUCCGUUACCCGUUAUGGUUUAUAUAUUUGGAGGCGGGUUUUUCGCUGGAUCAUCUAGUCCGAUUUUUGUCGGCCCCGAAUAUAUAAUGGAUCAUGGCAAUAUCAUACUGGUAACGUUUGGCUAUCGUUUGGGCGCAUUUGGUUUCCUAUCAACUGGUGACGAUAUACUUCCCGGAAAUUUGGGCUUAAAAGAUCAAAAUAUGGCCCUAAGGUGGGUGUAUUCAUACAUCGGGUUUUUCGGUGGCGAUCGCUAUCGUGUUACAUUGUUUGGACAAAGUGCGGGAGCAGUAUCGGCCCAUAUGCACAUGUUGAGCAAAAUAUCACAACAUUUAUUCUAUGGCAUUAUAGCCAUAAGUGGAACGGCCAAUGUACCAUUUAAUAUCGAUGAAACGCCUGAGUAUACGUUUAGACAGACAGCCAAAUAUGCUAAUAUAUCAAAUUGGGAUACAAAGAGUACUGAAAGAUUGGCAUACGAACUGCAGAAUGUGCACCCAUAUGUACUGUUAAAUGCCGGCGAUGGUUUAAAAUACUGGGAUGUGGAUAAUAUGGUCAACUAUAGGCCAGUUAUUGAGAAACCGGGUCCUUUUGCAUUUUUAGACAAACAUCCUGUUAAAUCUAUGCGUUCUGGUGAUUAUACGCCAGUGCCCAUAAUGUUUGGUCGUGUACCAAAGGAAGGCGGUGUUCGGGUGGUAGCCAUUAUGGAGUCUGAUAAAUUAAGAAAUGAGUUCAAUGCACAUUUUAAUGAUUAUUUGAGAAGAUUUCUGGAAUUUCCAAAGAACUUUACCGUUUCACAGCAGAUCGAAAAAGUGAAUUUGGUAAUAAAAGAAUAUUUUGAUGAUGUAAGAGAAUUAAAUAAUCAAACGAGGGAGGGAUUUAUGGAUAUGGUUACAGAUCGUGGUUUUUAUCAUCCCCUUUACCAUGCGGUUAAAAUGUUUGUCAAUCGGAUAGAUACAACUAAAAACCCUCUUUAUAUGUAUGAAUUUAAUUAUCUCGGAAGCUAUACAUAUGCCCAUUUUUAUGCCGGUCAUGUAACCGAUUACGAGUAUGGUGUAGUUCACUGUGAUGAUCUCGUCUAUUUGUUUAGGGCGCCUCGUAUAAUUCCCGAUUUUGAUAAGGGUUCAGUGGAAGCAGGUGUUAUUAAAGAGUAUGUAGGUGAUUUAGUUCAUUUUGCUCAGCUAAGGAGACCAAAAGUUCAUAAAAAAUUCAGGGAGUGCAACAGGGAUACAUUUUAUCCCGGAGAAGGGAAAAUAUGUGAUUAUCAUGAAUUUAUUAACGGUAUGGAUUUUACAUCAUUAGAUAUUAAAAUUAAUGAUGCAUUUGAUACGAGACGUAUGAAGUUUUGGGAUGAUAUUUUGGAUCCUAAGAAACACAUGUAUUAAUGUUUUUUUUUCACCAAAAAUUUAUUUAUUAUAUUACGAAGUCUUCAAAUAAAAGAAAUUUAUUAAUAUUAAUUUGCAAAAUUUAUAUUUUAUUUUAUUAAAAAA